GUUCAUCAAUAGAUAGUAGAGCAGAUCUUAUUUCUGCAAUUAGAGUAUCAUCAGAAUUUACUGAUUCAGAACGAAUUAUUUUAUUAAAUAAAGAUUGGAAUUUAACAGAAUUAGAUGAAUGGGGUGAUUUACCUGCAUUGAUAGAACAAAAUUGA
Diversispora eburnea is the source of this 155-nucleotide messenger RNA. Lineage: Eukaryota; Fungi; Glomeromycota; Glomeromycetes; Diversisporales; Diversisporaceae. The record is from the annotation of a GenBank genome assembly.